AUGAACUCAUCGACAAAGGCGACCACCAUAGCCCUUCCCACUCCGAUCACAACGUCAUUCUCUCUCACGGCAGUUCCCUCAAUCCGAGCUCCGCCCAUCACCGCGACUGUCCGCCCUACUCCUCCUAUCUCGAUUCCAUGUUCUGCUGCGCCCACUACCACUGCAAGUAACAAGAAAAAGUCCUCUCCAUUUUCCGAUGACAACUCCAUCUGGACUAUACCCCCAGUUCCUCCCAGCGGUGGAAGUAGUAACAACUGCAGUGGUGAUGGCGGCGGCGAUGGUAGCCUUGGUGUUGGUAGCAGUAGUCAAGAGCCACCCCCGCCCAUGUCACCAACCACCGAGGAAAAUAGCAAUGACUCUUCUUCGCCCCCGCCUCCCCCUCCCCCACCUGCCAUCGGAGGAGGACCCUGGUCACCCUCCCUCUUCCGUCCAGUACCCUCGUCACCCAGUUCAGCUUUUCAUACUCCGUCACCCGUGGUCAAGCCUGUCGUACGGCCUCCACCCUUUCCCAGUCCACAACUGCCUUGCGUUCUGCCACCACCUCCGUUGGCCUAUCUGACCGAUGUAUCAACACCGAGUGCAUCAACACAGUCCACCACAGUCUCCAAUGCGGAUAGUGAGGCGGUGAUGGCUAGUGUCACCACUGCUGCUGCUGCCAUAAAUAACACCAAGGAGGUGUUCCCCUCCCCGUCUAUCGCACCAAUAGCUCCCUCUUCAGUAGCUACCAUCUCCCACCAUCCGCAGGCCGGAGUUUCGCCUAGCGGUAUAAGUCGAUUGAGUAGCGGUAGUGGUGGAAGUGGAAGUGUUCGGGAGGCAGUUUUGUGUAACUCCUGUGGCCAACUUCACGAUCCGCAUGCUGCUCAUGUGUACGAUUACAGUGAAACUGUGGAUGCGGACUUGCUUUGCAGAAUUUGUCGACAACCCUUGGUGGACCCGAUCGACACGAAGUGUGGUCAUACCUUCUGCACGCCCUGUCUGAAGAGUCACCUCGUGGUCCAGGCUUUGUGUCCUGAGGACAAGCAAAUCAUAAACUACCUUGAAUGUCAGCAAUCCUCCAAUCUUGUCAAGCGACUUUUGGACAAGUUGCUUGUGAUCUGUCCAAAUUCCGAGCACUGCGAUGAGGUGCUCUCGCGCUGCGAUCUCGAGUCGCACCUGGCCUACUGGUGUCGUGGCACUGUGGUGCCCUGCUCCAACGCCAAGACAGGCUGCCAAUUCCGCGCUGCCAGAGCCCUCCAGACUGAGCAUCGGCGGGAGUGCCGCUUCCAGCCCCGAACCCCUGGAACCACCACCUCCAGUGGUGGGAGCCCCAUCGUUCGACCCAUCGCCACGAAAUCCGUGGUCCGCUUUGGCCCUAUGCCCGUUCGAAGGGUGGCAGUAGAGGCGCCAUUGAUGUCAGCGGGUGUCGUCAGUGGUGCUUUUGAGGAGGGCUCGUCGGCCUCUACUCCACCCACGGCAUUUAGCGCUUCCAGGGCAGGUGGCGGUGCCGCGAUGAUGUCUGGCCGCUCGGCGUCCCCCAUUCGUGACUGUGAGGUUACAACUAUCGAGUUGCCGUGGCAACCGAAUGCCAGUCUCGGAAUCAGUUUCGUUGGUGGAUCGGAUACGCCUCUGUUGUGCAUUGUGAUCCAAGAGAUCUACCUGGAUGGCAUCGUUGCAAUGGACGGUCGUCUUCGACCUGGCGAUCAAAUCCUUGAGGCUAGUUCUCUCCUGCAGUUUUACAAUUAA
This is a messenger RNA of Echinococcus granulosus, 1722 nucleotides long. RefSeq names its product Ligand of Numb protein X 2. The transcript is spliced from 5 exons. Gene Ontology annotation, molecular function: protein binding; zinc ion binding. Lineage: Eukaryota; Metazoa; Platyhelminthes; Cestoda; Cyclophyllidea; Taeniidae. The record is from RefSeq and is a predicted model, not a curated record. The coding region runs from base 1 to 1722 and encodes 573 amino acids.